Molecule: messenger RNA, 660 nt
Organism: Mangifera indica (mango)
Lineage: Eukaryota; Viridiplantae; Streptophyta; Magnoliopsida; Sapindales; Anacardiaceae
Exons: 1
Coding region: 1-660 (219 amino acids)
Source: RefSeq, a predicted model, not a curated record
AUGGGCAACCGUGGAGAUUGUUCUCAUGAUAAGAGUGUUCCCGAAAAAGGUGAAGAUGCUGGCAAAAAUGAAUCACCAGGACCAAAAAGGAGGGAUAUUUCUCCAACGCCUCAAGUUCCUGGUGAAGCAGAAACUGCAAAGGAGGUUCUUGGUGGUGAAGGCCCUGCAGAGAAGAAAAGAGAGAGAAAGGAUGAUGCAGGUGCUUCUAGUAGUGGUGUCGAGAAGAAGAGGAAGAAAGAAGAGUUGUUUGAAAUUCUAAGCAAAUCUCCUUCUUGUUAUCUCUGUGGGAAGAAAUUUCAGUCGUGGAAGGGUGUGUUUGGACAUUUGCGUAUGCAUAAAAUUGGAGAGGAACGUGUAAGAGGUGCAUUUCCGCCGCCGGUGUUUACUCCUCCAGGUUCUCCUCAAAGGGAGGGACAACGCUAUCUCCAGAAGCAACUAGCUCCUACUCUCCUAAGCAUCGCGCAAAACAUUUUACAAGGACCUCCUGGAGUGUCUUCCGGACGGCUAAACAUUGAUUUAAACCAGCAGCCGCUCCACCAUGAAAGGUCUUCCACUUCUUCACCAUCUUCUUUAAAGAAAGAUGGUUGCAGAAAACUGGACCUAAACAAGCCGCCCCCUCCAGAGGAUGGCGAUAGUGAUGGUGGUGCUGGUUCUGCAUAA